AGGGGGAGGGACGGGAUGACCUUGGCCCGGAAUGAGAACCGGCGGGGCCGCCCCGCGCGUUUCCCCGCACCAAGAGGGGCCGGAAGGCGGGCCCGCGGAGACCGGGUCCGCGAGCCUAAUGGAUCGCUCCAUCAGGCGAUGGUCGCCCCCAUGAACAGCGUGGUCCCGGAGGCCUGCCUGGCCGGGGCGGGCCGGGGGCUCCCCGACCCCACCGCCCCAGGGGAGGAACCGGAGGAGGAGGAGGAAGAAGAAGAGGAGGAAGAGGAGGAGGAGGAGGAGGAGGAGGACAGGGUGCUCCAGCAGGUCCCCCUCAAGAGGACCGGCGCCCUCCGGUCCCGGGACACCUUUCGUCGCCACAGCUGGGGCCCGGGCCGGGACCCCACCUUUGGAUCCGGCCCGGAGCUCCGGGACCCCCAAAACAUGGCUCUGCUGGCCAGUCAAGAGGAGCUGCAGACACUGGCGGCCCCCUACGUGGAGCGGGGCUCCUGCCCCCGCCCCCACCCCCACCCCGGGGGGCUCCUGUGUAAAUCCGUCUCCAUGACCUGCAUCAACGAGGAUGGCGCCGGCUCCCAAGGCAUCUCUCUUCGCUCCCCCGGCCUGGGCCUCACUAACGGGUUCUGGGGCGGCAGCUGCGGACGGCUGGACGUGGGCCUGGCCGGGUGGCGGUCAGUCGGCGCCAGCGGCCUAGUCAGGACGGUCAGCCUCAUUCUGAAGAGGAAAGGGCAGGCUAAGAGUCGAGAGAAGGAGAGGGCGAAGGAGAUGAAGGACGCCCGCUACACCAACGGGCACCUGUUCACCACCAUCUCCGUGUCGGGGCUGACCAUGUGCUACGCCUGCACUAAGAGCAUCACCGCCAAGGAGGCCCUCAUCUGCCCCACCUGCAAUGUAACGAUUCACAAUCGCUGUAAGGAUGCGCUAGCCAACUGCACCAAGGUCAAACAGAAGCAGCAGAAGGCGGCCCUCCUCAAAAACAGCAGCGCCCUGCAGUCCGUGGCCCUGCGCAGCAAGGGCUGCACCCGAGAGCGUCCCAGCUCGGCCAUCUACCCGUCCGACAGCUUCCGCCAGUCCCUGCUGGGCUCGCGGCGCGGACGCUCCACGCUCUCCCUGUCCAAGAGCGUGUCCACCACCAACAUCGCCGGGCACCUCCACGACGAAUCACCCUUGGGGCUGCGCCGCAUCCUGUCCCAGUCCACCGAUUCGCUCAACGUGCGCAACCGCACCUUGUCGGUGGAGUCCCUCAUCGACGAAGGCCCGGAGGUGCUGUGCAACGAGCUGAUGGGCGAAUUCGAGGCCGACGAGAAGGACUUCGAAUCCGACUCGUGGAGCCUGGCCGUGGAGGGCUGCUUCCUGCAGCAGCAGAAGAAGGAGGUCAUGAAGCGGCAGGACGUCAUCUACGAGCUGAUCCAGACGGAGCUGCACCACGUGCGGACGCUGCGGAUCAUGGCGCGGCUGUUCCGGAAGGGGCUGCUGGAGGAGGUGCAGCUGGAGCCGGCCGUGGUCCAGGGCCUCUUCCCCUGCGUGGACGAGCUCGGCGACAUCCACACCCGCUUCCUCGCCCGCCUGCUGGAGCGCCGGCGCCAGGCCCUCAGCCCGGGCAGCAACUGCAACUUCGUCAUCAGUCGCCUGGGGGACCUGCUCGUCGGCCAGUUCUCCGGCUCCAACGCGGAGCAGAUGCGGAAGGUGUACGCCGAGUUCUGCAGCCGCCACACCAAGGCGCUGAAGCUGUAUAAGGAGCUGUUCGCCCGGGAUAAACGCUUCCAGAAUUUCAUCCGGAAGGUGUCCCGCUCCGCGGUGCUGCGGCGACACGGGGUGCAGGAGUGCAUCUUGCUGGUGACCCAGCGCAUCACCAAGUACCCGGUGCUCAUCAGCCGCAUCCUGCAGCAUUCCCACGGCCACGAGGAGGAGAAGCAGGAGGUGUCGGUGGCCCUGGGGCUGGUGAAGGAGCUGCUGUCGGCGGUGGACCAGGAGGUGCACGACCUGGAGAAGGCCGGCCGGCUGCAGGACCUCUACGGCCGCGUGGACCCCCGCGCCCAGGCCCCCGUCCCCGGCAAGGGGCCCUUCGGCCGCGACGAGCUGCUCCGCCGACGCCUCCUACACGACGGCUCCCUGCUCUGGAGGACCGGCACCGGCCGCUUCAAAGAUGUGCUGAUGCUCCUGAUGACGGACGUGGUGGUGUUCCUCCAGGAGAAGGACCAGAAAUACAUCUUCCCCUCCUUGGACAAGCCGGCGGUGGUGUCGCUGCAGAACCUGAUCGUGCGUGACGUGGCCAACCAGGAGAAGGGGCUCUUCCUGAUCAGCGCCUCGCCCCCCGAGAUGUACGAGGUGCACGCCGCCUCCCGCGAGGACCGCAACGCCUGGAUCCGCGCCAUCCAGCACAGCGUGCGCCUGUGCCCCUCGCGGGAAGACUUCCCCCUCAUCGAAACGGAGAACGAGGCCUAUCUGCGGCGCAUCAAAGCCGAGCUGUCGCAGAAGGACGAGACGCUGCAGGAGCUGCUGCAGGAGAAGGUCCGGCUGUUCGCCGCCAUGGUCCAGGUCCAGGCCGAGGAGGAAGGCGGCGGGGGCGGCGGCGGGGGCGGCGGCGGGGGCGGCGGCGGGGGGGGCGGGCCCCUGGCCGCCCUGCCCCGCUGCGGCCUCUUCCGCUCCGAGUCGUGCGAGCCCCCGCGCGGGGAGCGGCUCCUGCAGGACGCCAUCCACGAAGUGGAGAUGCUGAAGGACCUGCUGGUGGGGCCCGGCCUGGAGCUGCCCCUCCCGCAGCGGCCGCCCGGUGCCCCCUCCGAGUCCGACGGCAGCAGCGGCGGCACCAGCCCCGGAGACACCGCCAACGGCGACUCCCGCGUCUUCAACGGCUCCUUCGAGCUGUGCCGCUCUGACUCGGACGCGGGCCACAAGGACCGCAACGGGAACCAGCUGAGGUCUCCGCAGGAGGAGGUCAUCCAGCGGCUGGUCAACUUGUACGGCCUCCUCCACGGUCUGCAGGCCGCCGUGGCCCAGCAGGACACGCUGCUGGAGGCCCGGGGACUCGUCGAGGGCCCGGAGCGGCCGGACAGGCUGACGCUGGGCCGGGCCAACUCCCGGGAAGGGGAUCUGGGCCGGUCCGGCGACGCGGGCCGGGCCGGGGGCGGGGACAAGCAGGCGACGGAGCUGGCCCUGCUCCAGCGCCAGCACGGGCUGCUGCAGGAGGAGCUGCGGCGCUGCCGACGGCAGGGCGAGGAGCGGGCGGCCGAGGCCGGGGGCCUGGAGGCCCGCCUGCGGGAGAGCGAGCAGGCCCGGGCCCGGCUGGAGCGCGAGGCGGACCAGGCCCGCCGCAUGCUGGCCGCCCUGGGCCCCGCCGAGCCCCCGUCCCCCGGCUCCCCGCCCCCGGCCGAGGCCCCCUGGGUCCGCCGGACCCUCGACCCCCGGAGGCGCAGCCUGCCCGCCGGAAACGCCCUCUACCUGAGCUUCACCCCCCCGCAGGUCCACUCUCCCCCGCACCUGGACCUGCCCCUCUCCAGCCCCGGGCCCUUCGAGGAGCAGGAGGGGCCGGACCCGGGGAGCCCGGAGGAGCGGCUGCCGGACGGCAGCGACCUGGACACCGGCAGUGAAGAGGAGACCGGGGGCCACCCGUCCCCGCCCCACAGCCCCCGAGACUUUGCCCGCAUGCAGGACAUCCCCGAGGAGAGCGAGAGCCGCGAGGGGCCGGAGAGCUAAGGGCCUCUCUCGGUCCCCGGUCCCCCCGCCCCCCCCCCCCCCACCUCCGACUCGGACUCUUCCAUCGCAGGCAGGAGGGCAGAAAACGGGACCCUUUGGCCCACCCCUUCCGCCGCCCCCGGAUCGGACCCUUCCCGCCGAAGGACUGGUCGAGGGCGGGAAACGGGACCCUUUUCCCAUCGUUCCCCUCCCCACUUCUGCCCCCGUGAAGAUUAAUUUAUUUAUUGUUUUUUGGGGGAGGGUCCAACAGUCGGGGGUGGGGGAGCAAAUUACGGGGACCAGGCACCCGAGACGGCAAGCCAUAGGGGGCCCAACACGCAGACGCCUGCGCUACCCCCGACCCGUCGGGGGGAGAGACGGGGAAGGGGACGCCCCGACCCCCCGACCUUUCUCCCCCCGGCAGUGGGGAUCGGUUGUGUUUGGACCAAAGUUGGACCCCGGGGGGGCAGAGGGGCAGAGGUCCAAGAGGCGCACCCCCCCCCCCCCCCCC
Ornithorhynchus anatinus (platypus) is the source of this 4177-nucleotide messenger RNA. RefSeq names its product Rho/Rac guanine nucleotide exchange factor 2 (gene ARHGEF2). The record is from RefSeq and is a predicted model, not a curated record. Gene Ontology annotation, cellular component: ruffle membrane; cytoskeleton. Lineage: Eukaryota; Metazoa; Chordata; Mammalia; Monotremata; Ornithorhynchidae. Bases 16 to 3687 code for a protein of 1223 amino acids. Gene Ontology annotation, biological process: regulation of Rho protein signal transduction; cell morphogenesis; positive regulation of neuron differentiation. The transcript is spliced from 27 exons. Gene Ontology annotation, molecular function: guanyl-nucleotide exchange factor activity; microtubule binding.